UAGCUGCCUGCCUGCCUGCCUCGUCCGCUGAUCGUCAUUCGCCACACGGCGUCUCUCUGUGGCCAUGGUAACAGCACCGUAAAACGGAUAACUGCAGACAACAACAACCGAAACAAGUGCUUUUCAUUGAGAUACAUUCCAUGAUGAAUUUGUCAGAGAUGUGUGACAAUGCAAAGAAGGCCCGUGAGUAUGCCUUACUGGGGAACUAUGACUCGUCGAUGGUGUACUACCAAGGGGUGAUCCAGCAGAUCCUCAAACACUGCCAGUCGCUCCGUGACCCGGCCCUCAAAGUCAAAUGGCAAAAGGUGAGGCAGGAGCUGGUGGUGGAGUAUGAGCAGGUGAAAGGCAUUGUGGGAACGCUAGAGACGUUUAAGACAGACAAGCCUGCGGACUCGCCCACCCCUCCGUUCGAGAGGGGGCCCCAGGACCCGGCUGUAUGGCCCCCACCUACACCUGUGGAGCACAGAGCCCCAGCCCUAGCCCCCCCACUAAAGCGCCCUGGCAGUGGAGUGAAGGGUCAGAGGAAGGACUCCCCAGGCAUGCAGCACAGGGGCCCCGGGGGGGCCGGGGGCCGGGUGCAGGCCAAUCCCAAAUCAGAGAGGACCACAAAGGCCAAAGAUGACAAGGGGAAGAAGGAAGCAGGAGAGGGGGGCGCAGCGGCGGGUGAGCUGAAGAAGUUUGACGGCACAGGUCAUGACAGUGACCUGGUGGAGGCACUCGAGAGAGACAUCGUAUCGCGCAACCCCAACAUUCACUGGGAUGACAUUGCCGAUCUGGAGGAAGCUAAGAAGCUGCUGAGAGAAGCAGUGGUUCUGCCUAUGUGGAUGCCUGACUUCUUCAAGGGCAUCCGGCGCCCGUGGAAGGGGGUGUUGAUGGUCGGCCCCCCAGGCACAGGGAAGACCAUGCUGGCCAAAGCGGUGGCCACCGAAUGUGGCACCACCUUCUUCAAUGUGUCCUCCUCCACCCUCACCUCCAAGUACAGAGGAGAGUCGGAGAAACUGGUCCGGCUACUGUUCGAGAUGGCUCGGUUCUACGCUCCGACCACCAUCUUCAUAGACGAGAUCGACUCCAUCUGCGGGCGGCGAGGGACGUCGGACGAACACGAGGCCAGCCGCAGGGUCAAGUCCGAAAUCCUCGUCCAGAUGGACGGUGUGGGGGGAGCUCUGGAGAACGACGACCCCUCCAGGAUGGUGAUGGUGCUGGCCGCCACCAACUUCCCCUGGGACAUCGACGAGGCGCUGCGCCGGCGGCUGGAGAAGAGGAUCUACAUCCCCCUGCCCACAGCCGUGGGGCGUGUGGAGCUGCUGAAGAUCAGCCUGAGGGAGGUGGAUGUGUCUGACGACGUGGACCUGACCCUCAUCGCAGACAAGAUCCAAGGCUUCUCCGGAGCAGACAUCACCAACGUCUGCAGGGAUGCGUCCAUGAUGGCCAUGCGGCGGCGUAUCCAGGGCCUCAGCCCGGAGGAGAUCCGAGCCCUCUCCAGGGAGGAGCUCCAGAUGCCCGUCACCAUGGAGGACUUCACCCUCACCCUCAGGAAGAUCUCCAAGUCCGUCUCGGCGGCCGACCUGCAGAAGUACGAGGCGUGGAUGGCCGAGUUUGGCUCCGUGUGACGGCGCCGGCCCG
Osmerus eperlanus (European smelt) is the source of this 1623-nucleotide messenger RNA. RefSeq names its product katanin p60 subunit A-like 1 (gene katnal1). The record is from RefSeq and is a predicted model, not a curated record. Lineage: Eukaryota; Metazoa; Chordata; Actinopteri; Osmeriformes; Osmeridae. Bases 141 to 1610 code for a protein of 489 amino acids. The transcript has 11 exons. Gene Ontology annotation, biological process: microtubule severing. Gene Ontology annotation, cellular component: microtubule cytoskeleton. Gene Ontology annotation, molecular function: microtubule severing ATPase activity; ATP binding; microtubule binding.